This is a messenger RNA of Plasmodium knowlesi strain H, 969 nucleotides long. RefSeq names its product conserved Plasmodium protein, unknown function. Lineage: Eukaryota; Apicomplexa; Aconoidasida; Haemosporida; Plasmodiidae. Bases 1 to 969 code for a protein of 322 amino acids. The record is from RefSeq and is a predicted model, not a curated record. The transcript is spliced from 4 exons.
AUGGUGGCAUACAUACAGAAGAAUGAGAAAAAAUGUUUGAAGGUUUUGAUUUCUGGAUUGAACUCCAAUUACGAGGUGGUUGCUCUCCAGUGUUUGGUGAACUUAUCCGCACACAUCCCCAAAGAACUAAUAAAAAGGAACAUCAUCGAAAUUGUGUUCGACAUACUGAGGGACGAAGAGGAGACCGAGGCGAAGAGCCACACGGAGCUGUACAUCAUGCUGGUGGCAAACCUCUCCAGGGAAAAGGAAGGAAUAUAUAAAAUUCUGGACCUUCCGGGGGAGAAGGUAAAAGAGCAGGAACAGGAGGAGAUGAAGGAAGAGUUAGCUGUGAGUUACUACCUGAACAAAUUAUUGCACCUUUUCUCCAAGCCUAUCGUUCCAUCCUCCAUUAACAAACAGAUAACGGACAAGUACUUUUUUAUUUCUCAUGCAUUAAUUAACGUAUCUUCCGUAAAGGAGUGUGUCCAUUUCUUCAAAAGCGUUUUUCUCUUGAAUAUGUUGAGCAAUCAGAUGUUUCAAGAGGAAAGAUGUGCAGCUGUGCUACAGUGCGUAAUAAAUCUCUGCGUCAGUGAACUUCUUCAUCCGUACGUAUUUCAUGAAGAUUGCACUCUAAUACCUCGUGUCCUUUCCCUUGUGUACACACGUCAAAAGGGUAGCGAAGAUAAUUUUUCAAAACUAUCCUCCGUCCAAACUAGCCAAAAAGAGACAAACAAAGAUCCAGUACAUCAUCUUAUUCUGAAUAUGUCAACAACCCUCACCACCUCCACGGAUAUAAAAAACAGAGUGAUGAUUCUUCUGCGCAAUUUAUUCACGCGCGAUCAGGCCAGGCAGAAGCUCCGCAACUACGGAAUAGAACACGUCCUGACCAACUGGCUGACUUACGAGAAGAACACGGAGAUCACAUCUGACAUCAGCCACCUGGUCGACAUGUACACAGAGAUAACUCCUGGCUGCAUUUACAUCGGGUGA